AUGCCAAGUUCGUUUACACUUUCAAUUGCUGCUGCAAGUGGCAUUGGUGCAUUUGCUUUAUUACUUCUAAUUAUUAGUGUAGGCACACCUGUAUGGCUUGAUGGUGGAUCAGGAAAUACAAUUGGCCUUUUUCGUACAUGUUAUGGAGAUAGUGUAUCAGGAACGAUUAGUCCAGGUUGCUAUAAUGAUAAUCGAGCUCCUCAAGCUGGUCUAUCUAUUUUUGGUCUCUUAUUACUUGUCUUUUCGAUAAUUGCAGCCAUCGCUGGCAUAUUUUUGAGUUCAUCAAGAGGUCUUUAUGCAUUAUAUGCAGCAUUAGGUCUCUUAUACUUUUCAUCUAUGUUUGUUAUGUCUGCGUAUGCAACAUGGGGCGUUUAUUCACGUGAUGAAGCGUCGUAUCUUUUUCCUGCUCCAGCAACAAACAUGACUCAUACAACUGUGGGAUAUUCAUAUAAUUUAUGUGUUGCUGCCCAUUACUUUCUCUGGACAGCUCUUACAAUACUUGCAUUUGGUGUUGGUCUCAGAGUUCCGCGAGAACAAAAUACAGGUUAA
Rotaria sp. Silwood1 is the source of this 549-nucleotide messenger RNA. The record is from the annotation of a GenBank genome assembly. Lineage: Eukaryota; Metazoa; Rotifera; Eurotatoria; Philodinida; Philodinidae.